CGCUAUACUGCGAAUCCCACAUCCCCGCCUCAGACAGCGGGGCAACAUGCAAAAAGCACUUUAGUAAUUUAUGCCGCAGCACUAGAAGAAGAUCAAAGCGAGUUUUGGUUUGGCUUCUGAGCGAAUGGAUUAUAUGUGCUUGUAGGCUACACGAUGGUUUGAUGUGUAGGUAUAUCUGGAGAAGCUAAUUGGUUGAAUGUGACUUUAUGCGUGCACAAUUGGUCUUCUAAUUGAUAUCUCAGUUUCGCCUGAGUCUCGGAAUAAAUCCAACUUAAGAUGGCUUUAGUAGUACGCCUCAAGACCAUCACCUUCCUGCGGGGAAAAGCGGACAGGGUUGCUAAAGUGACGUUUCGAGGUCUGCCUUUCUAUUCGCGUGUGCUGGAGAACUGUGAAGAUGAAGCCAGAUUUGAUGAGACGUUCCGUUGGCCCAUUGGGAGUAAGGUGGAUGGCAACGAGAUUCUGGAGAUCCAGGUGUACAACUACAGCAAGGUGUUCACCAACAGGUUUAUAGGAACCUUCCGGAUGGUUCUUCAGAAGGUGGUGGAAGAGGGACAGCUGGAGGUGUCGGACACACUGAUCGAUGACAACAACACAGCCAUACAGACGGCCGUUUCCAUAGAGAUCAGAUACCAGACGAUGGACAUGAGUGUGAAAGUGUGGAGUGACGGCGAGUUCCUGGACAUUCCGGAUGAAUCCGAGGGGAUAUUCCAGUUUGAGACAGAAAGCCUUCUCUCCGGCCACAGCCAGAGUUCAGGGGUGUCACCGGGACGACGGUCUCUCCAGAACUCCAUCCCCACAUUCAGGAAAGCAGGGAAAGGCGUCUUCUCUGCCAUGAAGCUCGGGAAAACUCGCAUCUCCAAAGAUGACCACAAGAGAGCAGACGAUGCUGCUGUCCUGGAGACAGAGGACCUGGAUCGCAAGGCCAUGCGCCUGGGCGGUAUCCUCGACCCCGACACCAUCUCCCUCGCCUCUGUUACUGCGGUAACCACCAACGUCUCCAACAAAAGGUCAAAGCCUGACAUUAAGAUGGAGCCCAUUUCUGGUAGACCGGUGGAUUAUCAGAUCAGUGUGACAGUAAUCGAGGCGCGUCAGCUUGUGGGGUUGAACAUGGACCCUGUGGUGUGUGUCGAGAUUGGAGACGACAAGAAGUACACGUCCAUGAAGGAGUCCACCAACUGCCCCUACUACAACGAGUAUUUUGUCUUCGACUUCCACGUGCCACCAGAUGUGAUGUUUGACAAGAUACUAAAGAUCUCUGUGAUCCACUCCAAGAACUUGCUGCGCAGUGGCACGCUGGUGGGAACCUUCAAGAUGGACGUUGGCACGGUGUACUCACAGCCUGAGCACCAGUUUUACCAUAAAUGGGCAAUGCUGUCUGACCCUGAUGACAUCACCACCGGGUGCAAAGGUUACGUGAAGUGCGACAUAGCCGUGGUGGGGAAAGGAGACAACAUCAAGACCCCUCACAAGGCCAAUGAGACCGAUGAGGAUGACAUCGAAGGGAACCUGCUCCUGCCCGAGGGGGUUCCCUCGGAGCGCCAGUGGGCCCGGUUCUACGUGAAGAUCUACCGGGCCGAGGGCCUGCCCAAGAUGAACACCAGCAUCAUGGCCAAUGUCAAGAAGGCCUUCAUCGGGGAGAACCGAGACCUUGUUGACCCUUACGCCCAAGUGCAGUUCUCCGGGCAGAAGGGAAAGACAUCUGUUCAGAAGAGCAGCUACGAGCCCAUUUGGAACGAGCAGAUCAUCUUCACAGAGAUGUUCCCACCAUUGUGCAAACGCAUCAAGGUCCAGAUUCGAGACUCGGACAAAGUCAAUGACGUGGCCAUAGGAACGCAUUUCAUUGACCUGCGUAAGAUCGCCAACGACGGAGACAAGGGUUUUCUGCCCACCAUGGGCCCAGCGUGGGUACACAUGUACGGCUCAACACGGAACUACACACUGAUGGACGAGCACCAGGACCUCAACGAUGGGCUGGGGGAGGGCGUGUCCUUCAGGGCCCGCCUCCUGAUUGGUGUCAACGUGGAGAUCCUGGACACCACCUCCCCAGAGAUCAUGAGCUCCACCGAAGUGCAGGUGGAACCCGUCUCCAACAUCUCAGAGAGUGCCACUGGGAAGGUGGAGGAGUUCUUUCUCUUUGGCUCCUUUCUGGAGGCCACCAUGAUUGAUAGGAAGAUUGGAGACAAGCCAAUCAGCUUUGAGGUCACAAUAGGUAACUACGGCAACCAGAUUGAUGGGGUGAGCAAGCCAGCGUCGUCCUCGUCGGGGAAGAAGAGGCGAGAGGGCGGGCCGGAGAGCGACGAGGAGGAGUCGGAGCUCAUCCAGCACUCGAGCGACGAAGAGGCAGACGACAGCGCUGACCUUGUGUCGGUGUCCUCCACGCCUGUCAUGAAGCCCGUCAUCACCGACAGGAAUUACUUUCACCUGCCAUACUUUGACAAGAAGCCGUGCAUCUACAUCAAGAGCUGGUGGCAAGACCAGAGGCGUCGCCUUUACAACUCCAACAUCAUGGACAAGAUCGCAGACAAACUGGAGGAGGGCCUGAAUGACGUCCAGGAGAUCAUUAAAACAGAGAAGGCGUACCCUGAACGCCGGCUGAGGGGGGUGCUGGAGGAACUCAGCACUGGCUGCAGUCGUUACGUUACUCUGGCAAACAAGGACCAGAGCCAGGCAGGCCGGACAAAGCUGGACAGAGAAAGACUCAAGUCCUGCAUGAGAGAAAUGGACAGCAUGAGUCAGCAGGCCAAAAGUAUCCGCACGCAGGUGAAGAGGAACACAGUAAAGGACAAACUCAAGAUGGUGCACAACUUCCUGCAGCGUCUCCGCUUCCUGGCCGAUGAGCCCCAGCACAGCAUCCCGGACGUCUUCAUCUGGAUGAUGAGCAACAACAAGCGGGUGGCUUACGCCCGGGUGCCCUCCAAGGACAUCCUCUACUCCAUUGUGGACGAGGAGACGGGCAAGGACUGCGCCAAAGUCAAAACCGUCUUUCUCAGGCUGCCGGGUAAGAAAGGCUUCGGUCCGGCUGGCUGGACGGUGCAGGCCAAGCUGGAGAUGUACCUGUGGCUCGGUCUCAACAAGCAGAGGAAGGACUUCCUCAGCGGCCUGCCAAGCGGCUUUGAGGAGAACAAAGCAGCCAAGGCCACUGGCCUGCAGUCUGUGCCGCCUAUCAGCCUGGUCUACAACAUGAAGCAGGUGUUCCAGCUGAGAGCUCACAUGUAUCAAGCCCGCAGUCUGUUUGCCGCUGAUAGCAGCGGCCUGUCUGACCCCUUCGCCAGAGUCUUCUUCUCCACACACAGCCAAGUCACAGAGGUGCUGAGUGAGACCCUCUGCCCCACGUGGGAUCAGCUGCUGGUCUUUGAUAACGUGGAGCUCUACGGUGAGGCCAGCGAGCUCCGUGAUGACCCCCCCAUCAUCGUCAUAGAGAUCUACGACCAGGACACGGUGGGCAAGGCUGAGUACAUUGGCCGCACAUUUGCCAAGCCUGUGACAAAGAUGGUUGAUGAGCACUAUGGCCCGCCCCGAUUCCCCCCACAGCUGGAGUACUACCAGAUCUACAGGGGCAACUGCACCGCUGGGGAACUCCUCGCUGCCUUUGAGCUGCUGCAGAUCCCCUAUGACGAUGAGGAGAUCCGGAGGGCUCUCAUCGCCGUGCAUAACUUUGCUGUUCCUCAGAUCAAGGUGGGUCCUGCUGGGAAAGGGAGCUUACCCCCGAUCGACGGGCCGACGGAUUCGGAGCGUGGGCCCAUCCUGCCCGUUCCUCUGGGGAUCCGACCCAUCCUCAGCCGGUACCGCAUCGAGGUGCUGUUCUGGGGCCUGAGGGACCUGAAGCGCGUCAACCUGGCCCAGGUGGAUCGGCCACGUGUGGACAUUGAGUGUGCCGGCAGAGGGGUCCAGUCCUCGCUCAUCCAGAACUACAAGAAGAACCCCAACUUCAGCACCCUCGUCAAAUGGUUCGAAGUGGACCUGCCUGAGAACGAGCUGCUGCACCCUCCUCUCAACAUCCGGGUGGUGGACUGCCGCGCCUUUGGCCGCUACACCCUGGUGGGCUCCCAUGCGGUCACCAGCCUACGCAAGUUCCUCUACAUCGCACCAGGCAAGACCAAUGCCAACAGCUGGGGCCAAACAGCUAGUCUGCUGAACGGCUACACGGCGCUGACCAACGGGGCGUCCCGCUCUCGCUCCCACUCCCACACCCCCUCUCGCCCCCCAGGUGACAUCAUGGUCAACAUGGAGCCAGAGAUUAACGUCAAGAAGAUGGACACUGUGGUCAAGCUGGAUGCCACGUCAGAUGCAGUUGUUAAAAUUGAUGUGAAUGAGGAGGAGAAGGACAAAGAUGGACAGAAGAGGAAGAAGAAGAAGAAGAAAGGAGAGGAGCCAGAGGAGGAGGAGUUGGACGAGAGCAUGCUGGACUGGUGGUCCAAAUACUUCGCCUCCAUAGAGACCAUGAUGGAGAAAUUGCGAGCACAGGAGGCCGCCCAGGCAGAGGCGGAUGAGAGAGAAGACCUGGAGAUUGCCGCAGAGGGAGCAGAGCUGAAAGUGGAUGACUCCCCUGUGAAAGGCACCAAACCCAAAGAGAAGGUCAAAGACAAAAGCAAGAGCUCCAAGGACAAGAAGAAGAACCACUCGGCCGAGGCCCAGGACAAACGGCCCACCAAGCCCAGGGUGGACGAGCUGCUGGCGUACAAUAAGGAGCUGGAGGGUGAGUUCAAUAACUUUGAGGACUGGCUCCACACUUUCAACUUGUACCGGGGGAAAGCUGCAGACGACGAUGAACACCACAUGGCCGAUGACGACAGGAUUGUGGGCAGGUUCAAGGGGUCGGUGUGUUUGUACAAGCUGCCCCUGUCGGAUGAGUUCUCCAGAGAGGCAGGCUUCGACCCCAACAUGGGCAUGUUCCAGAACAUUCCCCACAACGAUCCCAUGAAUGUAUUGGUCAGGGUUUACGUGGUCCGGGCCACUGAUUUACACCCCGCAGACAUCAAUGGCAAAGCUGACCCGUACAUUGCCAUCAAACUGGGCAAGACAGAGCUGAAGGACAAGGAGAACUACAUCUCCAAGCAACUCAAUCCCGUCUUUGGAAAGUCCUUUGACAUUGAGGCCACAUUCCCCAUGGAGUCCAUGCUGACUGUCUCCGUGUACGACUGGGAUCUGGUGGGCACGGAUGACCUCAUUGGAGAAACCAGGAUUGACCUGGAGAACCGCUACUACAGCAAACACAGAGCCACGUGUGGCAUCGCAGCCAACUAUUCAGUCCAUGGUUACAACAUAUGGCGGGACCCUUUGAAGCCCACCCAGAUCCUGGCCAAGCUGUGCAAGGACGGCAAGCUGGAUGGACCACACUACGGCCCAGGGGGCAGGGUGAAGGUGGCUAACCGCAUCUUCACCGCCACAACCGAUAUCGAGGACGAGAAUGGCCUGAAGAAGCAGACAGACGAGCACCUGGCUCUGACGGUUCUCAAACACUGGGAGGACAUGCCCAGAGUCGGCUGCAAACUCAUCCCAGAACAUGUCGAGACCAGACCCCUAUUCAACCCAGACAAGCCUGGCAUUGAGCAGGGUCGUCUUGAGAUGUGGGUUGACAUGUUUCCAAUGGACAUGCCUGCACCAGCGCCUGCUCUUGACAUAUCACCACGGAAACCAAAGAGAUAUGAGCUCAGGGUGAUAAUAUGGAAUACAGACGAAGUAAUUCUGGAAGACGAUGAUUACUUCACAGGGGAAAAGUCCAGUGACAUAUUUGUCAGGGGUUGGUUGAAGGGUCAACAGGAGGAUAAGCAGGAUACGGACGUCCACUACCACUCGUUGACCGGCGAGGGCAACUUCAACUGGCGCUUCGUCUUCCCCUUCGACUACCUGAUGGCCGAGGAGAAAAUCGUCAUGUCCAAGAAGGAGUCCAUGUUCUCCUGGGACGAAACUGAGUACAAGAUUCCUGCACGGCUCACAAUGCAGGUCUGGGACGCUGAUCACUUCUCCGCCGACGACUUCCUGGGUGCGAUUGAACUGGACCUGAACCGUUUCACGCGUGGGGCGAAGACGGCCAAACAGUGCUCUCUGGACAUGGUACUGAAUGCGCAGGACCUGCCCACCAUCUCCAUCUUCAAACAGAAAAGGGUCAAAGGCUGGUGGCCGUUUGUGGCUCGAGAUGAGAACGACGAACUCGCACUAACGGGGAAAGUGGAAGCAGAGCUUCACCUGAUGACUGCGGAGGAGGCUGAGAAGAGUCCUGUUGGGCUUGGACGUAAUGAGCCAGACCCUCUGGAGAAACCCAAUCGCCCCAGUAACAGCCUGGCAUGGCUGCUGCUAAGCCCGUUUCGGGUGACCUGCCUGCUGGCCUGGCGUCAGUACCGGUUCCACUUCCUGGUUCUGCUGCUGGUGCUGCUGGUGCUGGUGUUCCUGGGCCUGCUCUUCAUCUCCAUGCCCUCAGCACUCAGCAACAAGAUUUUUAAUGUGGGAGGAUAACACACACACACACAAUCUCUCUCUCUCUCUCUGUCUCUCUCUCUCUCAUACACAAAGACAGACAGACACACACACACACACACAUGCUGGGGCUGUUACCUCAGUCCCUCACUGUCCCUCAGCCAGAACAUCAUGGGAGGAUGACUCAACCAAAAAAAAAAAAAAAAAACACCCAUUAUUUGAGGAUUUAUCUGCUAAAUAGAACUGCUCAGUUGAAUCAGCUGCAUAGACUCCAGCUUUUUGCUCCAGGACGAUGGCCAACUAUAUCAAGGUGCCCUGAUGAAGUUCACACGGAAUGCUGGACAGUAGCCUAGCCUACCUAAUACGUUUUUAUAAAUAAAAUAAAUUAAUAUGUCUGUGUGCUGUCCAUUUCCAUAAUAAAAACAUGAUUUGUUAUCUGUUAAUUUGGGUGAAAUGUAAUCUGAUGAUUUAUUGGUUAAAUAAGUGUGAUGUCAUGUCUCCACAAAGACUAAACUCUUCUACAUGAAAUGACAUAAAUCAGAGGUUACCAUUUCUCACAACAACGUUUAGAGAAUGAGCUUCAGUGGGUUAUAACUCCGAGGAAAAAUGUAAUCUUUAGAAAAUGCUCAUCGGGACCAUUUGCGAGAGGCUUACUGAUUUUACUAUGCAUUUACGCAGAGAUUUCUGUACUUGAAAAUGCACAUUGCCAAGAUUGUUCUUCAGAGACGAAUG
Messenger RNA from Alosa sapidissima (American shad), 7146 nucleotides. RefSeq names its product otoferlin a (gene otofa). The transcript has 47 exons. Gene Ontology annotation, molecular function: AP-2 adaptor complex binding; calcium ion binding. Gene Ontology annotation, cellular component: synaptic vesicle membrane; presynaptic active zone membrane. The coding region runs from base 277 to 6453 and encodes 2058 amino acids. Gene Ontology annotation, biological process: plasma membrane organization; synaptic vesicle priming. The record is from RefSeq and is a predicted model, not a curated record. NCBI's taxonomy places the organism in Eukaryota, Metazoa, Chordata, Actinopteri, Clupeiformes, Clupeidae.